UCAUACUCCGAGUUAUCGCCCCCGCCAACCCAAUGCUUAGACAAAUGUAGUUUACCAGAGCAUAUUAGAUCCAUUUCUCCUGAGUCUUCCUUUUCGUAUACUUCUGGAACUCCCCAUCCGGAUAAGUCUGGGCAUAUUCAGGCCCCAUGGGCAGAGACGCCCGCAGUUGUGGACAGCUGGAUGGUAGUGAAUAUGUCGACCGACUACAGGUCCGAUUGCGUGCCGGCAAGUCGCAACACUCUCGUUCGUCUCGGAUUGGAUGUAGUGCUCAAUUGUGAAACACUUGUGAUGCCUCCAGACCCGGACAGUUUUAGAAGCGAAAACCAACCGGGUCGGUAA
Messenger RNA from Protopolystoma xenopodis, 339 nucleotides. The record is from the annotation of a GenBank genome assembly. NCBI's taxonomy places the organism in Eukaryota, Metazoa, Platyhelminthes, Monogenea, Polystomatidea, Polystomatidae.